AUGAGGGAAAUGGCAACUAUGAAGAACGAUGUGAUGUACCUGGACGCGAGCUUCACCGUCAUAGCCAGUUUUGUGGGAUUGAGGCGCGACGAGGUGGUGUCCGCUGCAACCCAACUACUGAUGCAAGGCAGCCCCGUGAGAUCCGGCGCGAAAGCAGAGGCAGGUGGCACCAAGAAUGCCCCACACACUCCACAGCGUCCAUCCGGUUGCAAGAGGCGUGAUGACAGCAGUCCAGAGGAGGAUGGCGUACGGUAUGCCACCCGUGUUGCGCUGGCCUCCUCGUUCGCUGCAUGUGAUCCGACAGCGCGCUUGCUGCAAAACCCGCUGCUGUCGGGAGGGACCAUACCUCACUGGAUGUUCACCCGCGGGAGACCGCUGCUCGGGGUGACGGUGCUGGCUGGAGCUGAUGCGUGGGGAGAUACGAGCGGCCACGAGACGGUGAAGGCAGAAGAAGAAGAGGAUCUCGUGUCAGACACGGAGGACGAAGAGGAUGGUGACGACACGUGUGCAACGAAGUACACAGGAGUCAAGUUGGAGAAAGCAUCAGGCAGUUCGGCUCUGUCAGCUGCAGAGAAGGCGAUGCUGCGUGGAUGCACCAAGGAAGAUCUGCAGCUCCUGGUGGAAGCGCAGAGGUGGUGGUGGCGGAGCUGGAGGGAGGCGCGGGAGGGCGUGAACUGGAAGCUGAAACGAGGGAGGAAGCGAGUGGUUGCCACGCGCACGUCAAAGAGGCAGAGGGUGGUGGAUAGCAACAACAAGGCGGCCAACGAACCAGACGACCCUGACAAUGCUGAGAGUGGGGGAACGGCCCCUGUGCACAACGGCAGCAGCGGGUGUGCUCGGCACAACGAAGCCGAGGAGGGUGUGGAAGACUUUGUUGCACAUGAGAAGUUGGCAGACCAUCCUGCAUAG
Closterium sp. NIES-65 is the source of this 909-nucleotide messenger RNA. The record is from the annotation of a GenBank genome assembly. NCBI's taxonomy places the organism in Eukaryota, Viridiplantae, Streptophyta, Zygnematophyceae, Desmidiales, Closteriaceae.